AAACUAACCAUUGGUGACAAAUGCGGUAUAUGCCGGAAAGGAGGAGAUGUGAUUUACUGCAAUAAAUGUUUCAGGGCUUUCCACUGGCGCUGCCAUUUUCCUGCCAGCACAGAUGAAAUCAGUGGAAUCCUGAUAUGUAAGUCCUGUUUUGACAACUCUACAGUUAUCAACUUGGAAGGAGACUCACACUCCAAUGCUCAAACACUACGAGCAGUAAAGGUGCUAGAAGAUUCUGCUGGAACUGAACCUGCAUUGAAUAAAGAUGAUUUGGAUUCCCUCUUAGGGGAGAACACGUUUGAUGGGAUUUUGCAUUGGGCAUUCCAGAGCAUGCCUCGUUCAUUAUCAGGCACCCAAGGAUUUUUCUCAUAAUAGUCUAGGUGGGACUAUUUUCCAAUAUCUAUUUCCACUGCUAUUGUUCAGUAACAUUAGAAAUCAUCUCAUUACAGUUCAACACUAUGUUCAAAAUAUGUUUUUUAUGUUUUAUAUAUUUUAAUGUCAUAUUUAUACCAAUAUGAUUGUUUUCUUAAAUGUGGUGAUUUUUAGUUGUCAGAAUGUACUGACAGUGUUUAUUUAGUAACUGUUUACAAUUACAAUGAUGAUGAAUAAGUACCUUCAGACUGAUCUUUGCAUUUACAACCUUCAUGAGUCUGUAAAACAAAAAAAGAAGAAAAGGAAGCUGAAAUAACAUCAUAAGCACAGCUGCAAUUUUAUUUAGUGAUUUAACAAUUGAGUCUUAAUUGUGGUAAUUAAACUAGAACUACCUGCUUAUUGUUCAUUCUGUAACUCAACAGGUCAACAAAUUAAAUUUUCUAUUAAUCUCUUGCAACUGUUGGCAUGAUAGUAGUAUCAUAGUAAAACAUUCAGAAAAUCUGCAGGUGGUGGUAGAGCUCCCAGGCACUUAAUUUGCCUUCUGUGGGAGAAAAGUUGGAGACAGCUCAUGAAUUUCUAAUGUCUGUGAGAGGCACGGACCUGUUCCUGGUAUAAGAGCUCAUCACAUUACUCACUUUAGAUGGGGUUUUUAUCUUGGGACAGCCAAUGUGAUCUAUAAUUUUGGGACAUUAAUAUUAUGUUAUGCCAUGGUCAAAAAACUUGCAUUCUGUGCAAGUUUGUUUAGUGACCUCUAAAUUUUUGAAUGUUUUGUUAUCAUUUUAUCAUGCCAUAACUUGAUAAGUAAGAUCUGGUGCCAUAUCACUCAUGAAAUAAAUAUGCCUAUCUUACUGGUCUGCCCAGGCAUCUAAUGGAAUUCCAGGGUGGUGGCUGAGGUUUCAGUAAUUUCAUCUAGUACUUAGAUGUGCAUUCAGGACUUUGGAACAGAUGGGCUGUAAUGUACCCUAAAAUUGCCAGUUUUUCUAAUACUGCUCCUAUGUCUAAUAUAAGGAAUUAAACAAAUUAAGCUUUUGCUUUCAUCUACGUAUCUCUGUGCUUUAAAAUAAUAACCUCAUACACAAUCAAUUAAUAAAACAUAGAAUGAGUCCGGGAACUUUUAUUUCAUUAUUAUUUAUAUACUUCAUCUUGUUAUAGUUACAAAAUUUUGAAAUGUCAGUACAUUAGUUUUGAUAAUAGAGAGGGAAAUGGGAAGUUUUGAAAUAUGAAAUAUAAAAAAAAUAAUUUUACUCUCCUGGGGAAAAAACACCUAUUGUAUAAUUAAUACAAAAUUUGAGGUGCUUGUGCCAUGAGGUAUAUUUUCAGCAACAGUUGUAUUCUUUAGUUUGAGUUAGUGCAAAUAGUAAUAGUGAACUGACAACUGAUAGUAAAUCUCAACUCUGUAGUCAAAUGGAAAUACAUAAAAGGUUUUGAAGUUCUCUGAAUAUUUUUUCCACUUCUGAAAAGUAGAAUGUAAAAUUAUCAGUUUCAUUCCUUACCUUUGUAAUUUGCACACAAUUUUCUAUGUUUGUAAAAAAUGCUGAAAUCCAGACAAGUUCUCUGUCAUCAAAAUGUAAAAUAAUUUAUUUAUGUACACUGGCAUUUUGUUUUCUAAAAAUUAUAUUGACAGAUUGGAUACAAGGCUGAUUCAGGAAGUUAGUCCGCAAUAAUUAAAUUAUAAGGUUGGAAGAUUAAUAGAACAUUCCCAGUUUAAACUAUGUUUACUGCCAUUAAUAAAUAAUAGAAGCUCUUUGAUAGUAAAAAAAAAAAAAAGCCAGUUAACUAGUCAGUGAAUGUAAAAUAUUCCCCAUUAAACAUAAAUAAAACAUAGAUGUAUAUAACACAUAUAUUUACAUAUAGUGCUUUCCUGUUUCUUUGCAAACUAUUGCAUUCAUUUAAUUGUAAAAGUAGAUACCUGUGAGGGUAUUUUAAGAUUUUCUGCUAAUAACAUACUCUACAGACAAUCUAUACAAUAUUUAUUUCUACUUUCUCUGAUACAGCAAGAAGUAGGGUAGUUCUAGGGUCACUUUGCAGGAAUACCACUUGGCUGAAGAUUGUAAUGGAAUAAAAAAGUAUAAUUAUCAGUUCUUGUAAAUUCAUGAGGGAGUGUCAAAAUUCCGAGUGAUGCAUAUUCUAACAAGAUGGAAACUUCUUCAGAGC
Molecule: messenger RNA, 2523 nt
Organism: Thamnophis sirtalis
Lineage: Eukaryota; Metazoa; Chordata; Lepidosauria; Squamata; Natricidae
Source: RefSeq, a predicted model, not a curated record